Colletotrichum graminicola M1.001 is the source of this 702-nucleotide messenger RNA. RefSeq lists its product as uncharacterized. Gene Ontology annotation, molecular function: metallopeptidase activity. NCBI's taxonomy places the organism in Eukaryota, Fungi, Ascomycota, Sordariomycetes, Glomerellales, Glomerellaceae. The transcript has 3 exons. The record is from RefSeq and is a predicted model, not a curated record. The coding region runs from base 1 to 702 and encodes 233 amino acids.
AUGCAAAGCAUCACAGAGGCAAAACAACUUGCUGACGCAGCCUCAAAAGUACUGCGAGUUAAAGGUGUUGAGACUUCGCGAGCGUUCUACACCUGGUUUGGAUCAAGCAACGCGAAUCCCCAAUUCGUAAACACACUCCUUGACCAGCACUACACAACCGCCUAUACACAUCUAGUACCCCCUGCCAUCCCAGUCACACUAUUAACGAAAGGACGUGCUCAGUUUGUAGUCGGCAAGGGUGACCCUCCACCGGGAAUCAACUCUCUACUAUACCUGUGUCCACCUCCAGGUGGGCUAUUCAGCGAACUUUGUGAAGAAGAUGGUAUGGCUUCCGUUACCACUGUCAAGCUUCGCAACGGCGAGCGCGCAGGGCCAACUAUACUAGCAGCAUGCCCCACAUUCUUUCACAAUAGUAUCUACACCAACGACAAAAUGGUGGCAUCGUAUAGGCAAAGUAUCGACAUAGCAGAGUACUCAAGAGGUUUCUAUUUACUUCACGAGCUUCAGCAUAUGCCGAAAGCAACAUCUCCGGAACCCCCUGCUAUUGACGUGGAUAAUCCACGUAGCAAAGGCAAGUGCUAUGGAAUACGCUGCUGUGCACUUCUUCCGCAUAAUCAAAAGAUUAAGAAUGCUCAAAACUAUGCCUUUUUCGCUCUUGAUGCAAUUGCCUACCCAGAACUAUCAGCGCCGGGAUCCGCAUAA